AUGUGUGCUUACUGGAUUUGUCCCUGCUCUUAUGGCAUAAUUUAUCAUUGUGUUGCAGCUGCACAACCCUUGGUGGAGGAGGUCAUCUCUCCAGCUGAAUUUCAUGCAGAUCGUUUUGACCAUCCAGAAUUGCCACAGCUAGCAAAAGCGUUACCAGCUGCAUUGACCCAGUUAGCGUCUUCAGUGAAUUCUGCAGUGUACGGUGUGAGUUGGGUUCAUAAAAAGAGUGGUUAUCAGGAGCCGAGUGAGUAUCUGGUAGUGAAACAAGUGCUUGAUGCUGCCAGGCGAAUUCUUGCCAGACCAGCUGAAUGUAAAGGGCCAUUGUCUUCUGUUCUGGUGCGGAAAGUGAUCAGUUGCCUUGAGAAGGGUAACCUUGGUGACUUCCAGCUGGCAGCCUUGUUUUCCCUGGGUUUCUUUGGUUUUCUUCGAUGGGAUGACUUGCGCCAUUUGUCAAGAGGAGUUCGUCUGCGGAAAGAGGCUAUGUCUUACAGUCGGGCAAAGGAGCUGAUCAAGAAGGAGAUUGGCAAAGAAGGUCUAGACCCCACAAAGUUUGGAAUCCAUAGCCUGCAUUCAGGAGGAGCUUCUGCAGCAGCAGCUCUCAGUGUGCCAGACAGACUCUUCCAGAGACAUGGAGGUUGGAGAAGUGAGAAGGCUCAGAAUAAUUACAUAAAGGAGUCUUUAGACUCGCUUCUACUAGUUACGAAGUCAAUUUAG
This is a messenger RNA of Orbicella faveolata, 714 nucleotides long. RefSeq lists its product as uncharacterized. Lineage: Eukaryota; Metazoa; Cnidaria; Anthozoa; Scleractinia; Merulinidae. The record is from RefSeq and is a predicted model, not a curated record.